Molecule: messenger RNA, 1521 nt
Organism: Caenorhabditis remanei
Lineage: Eukaryota; Metazoa; Nematoda; Chromadorea; Rhabditida; Rhabditidae
Exons: 8
Coding region: 1-1521 (506 amino acids)
Source: RefSeq, a predicted model, not a curated record
AUGGAAUUCACUCCCGCAGAAGACAUCACUCUGGUGGAGUUUGUGCUGGCAAAUGAGAAUAAGGAUGAUCGAGUUUUCAUGGAAGCUCAACGACUUGAAUCUCUUUCUCAUUUCACUGUUUUGGAGUUGUACCUCAGAUAUUACGAGCACCUCUUCCCAUUGAUCACCGGUCAACAGCCAAAGAAAGUUGCGGUACUUCACACCGCUCUUCGAGAGAAGAAAGUCUCGGAAGUCAUCUCUGAAGUCAUCCAUGAAAAAGAAUCCGCCGUUUGCUUGAAACCAACAGAUGAAGGUUUCAUGGAUCACGAAGAAGAUAUUGAUCUGGUUAAGUUUGUGCUGGAGAACUCUUCCAAUUUCAAGGAGCAUGAAAUUUUCUGCAAAGCUCGAGAGUUGAUCCCAGCUCUCGCAAAAAAAACUGCAUUGGACUUAUAUUUGAGAUACUAUGAGUACUUGUUCCCCUUGAUCACUGGCCAGAAACCGAAAGAUCGCAUCGAAUUGCAUCCAGCUCUACGUGAAACUGGCUCCAAUGAACGCUUGACUUCAAGCCGCUCGAAAUUCACUCCAAAACAAGACGAGGCUCUGGUCAAAUUUGUUGUUGAAAGAGAUGCUGAGUAUCCCAGCGAUGUUGUUUUCAUUAGAGCUCAGCAGAUGGAGAGUAGUUUGUCCGAGUUCACGGUACUCGACUUGUACUUGAGAUAUUAUGAGCAUUUGUUCCCACUGAUUACUGGAAAAUCACCAAAAAAAGCAUUCAAAUUGCAUUCAGCACUUCAGAAUAAUCAACCGAAAAAUCCACGAAAAUGUGAAAAAGAUGCUGCUGACGAAUCGAAUCCACCGAGCAACCCAACUGCUCCUCAUUUUUUGAAUACCGAACAAGAUAAAGUCCUCAUUGAGUUCGUGUUGAAUCACACGCUUGAAUACGGUAGAGAGAAAGUUUUUGUUAAAGCUCAAGCUCUGGAGCCACUUCUCUCGAAGACAACAGUUUUGGAACUCUAUUUGAGAUAUCACGAAUACCUAUUCCCAAUGGUCACCGGCCAAAAGUCAGAUAGAAAAGAGGAGUUGCACCCAUCACUUCGAAAGGACAAAAUGAAAAAAGAACUGGAAUCUAAAUGGAAGUUCAUGGUCGAAGAAAUAAAACUGGAAAACAGAAAUGCGAUUCUCAAACUCCAAAAACAGAUGGAGUCACACUUGCAGGAAUUGGAAGAGUACUCAAAACAGCUGAAUAGCAAUAAGUUGGACAACAUAAUUUACAACCAGAGAGCUGAUCUUGACAAGAAUGUUCGUCUUAUUCAAGACAGAGAUCAAGAAAAAACGAAUGCGAUUUUUGAACGAAUGUUCAGUUUGGACCUCGGUAUUAAGAAGAUACCUUCGGGUUGUGGAACCUGUGGAUUUAGUUCUACUCUGGGAAACGAUGAAGAGUCCAGAUUCUGUGACCAUUCUUUGAAAUUCUCAGAAAAGAGUGGAACACAGAAAAAGAGUGCUGGAAAGUUUGGUAGCAGUAAUCAUCAACAACUCAGCUAUUGA